Megalobrama amblycephala (Wuchang bream) is the source of this 2425-nucleotide messenger RNA. RefSeq names its product gastrula zinc finger protein XlCGF57.1-like. The record is from RefSeq and is a predicted model, not a curated record. The transcript has 4 exons. Bases 179 to 2032 code for a protein of 617 amino acids. Lineage: Eukaryota; Metazoa; Chordata; Actinopteri; Cypriniformes; Xenocyprididae. Gene Ontology annotation, biological process: regulation of transcription by RNA polymerase II. Gene Ontology annotation, molecular function: DNA-binding transcription factor activity; RNA polymerase II cis-regulatory region sequence-specific DNA binding.
CAAGUUUAUAGUUUAAUAUACGUGCUGCAAAACUGUUUUUGUUAUUGGCUCUAAUAUUUGCAUGCUUUAAUUAGCAGUAAUGAGCGUUAUUUUUGUGAGGAAAGCGCAGUCACACAUGAGUAACAGAAAAGAAAAACUCCUGGUGAAGCAGCUGAGAUCCAUGUGACAUAUUAUAAAGAUGGCGUUAAUUAAAGUGGAGAGUGAAGACCUAAAGAUUGAAGAAGUAUUCAGUCUGAAACAAGAAGAUACUGAGGAACAAACAAAGAUGGAGUUUAUUAAAGAGGAGAUUGAAGAUUUGAAGAUUGAAGAAACAUUCAGUCUGAAACAAGAAGAUACUGACACACAAACAGAUUCCUGUGAUGGCAGCGAGAGUGUUAGAGUUCGAGGAAGAAAGAGGAAGGGUACAAGUAAUUGGAAGUGUGUGCAGAAAAAAAGAAGAAUGAUGGGACAACCCUAUGUUGGGAUAAGCGGGAAAGAACAGGCUAACAUAGAGCCCCGGGUGAUGGGACCAAGAUGCCAGUCAGCUGGAUGCAUGAAGUCCUCCAAGCAUCACUGCAGUACAAUUGGAGAAGCAGACAGGGAGAAUAUUUUUAAAUGUUUCUGGGAGAACAUGAACUGGGAAGAGAAAAAAAUUUAUGUGCGUAGUUUGGUAGACGUCAUCCCAGUACAGAGGAGAAGGGGGUCUGAAAAUUCAAGAAGGUCAUCUACUCUUAAUUUCUUUUUAAAAGUUGAUGGACAGAGAAAAAGGGUGUGCAAGAGUUUGUUUUUGGCAACACUCGGACUAGGGGAAUGGUCUGCCCUUAACUGGGUGCAAGACACAGGAAAUACACAGCAGAAUGAAGCAUUAUGUCACCGACGUAAGGCUCAAGAGUUCAUGAAGAGUUUUCUACGGGAUCUCCCUAAGGUGCCUUCCCACUUCUGUAGGUCGUCAACAUCAAAACAGUUCCUGGAGCCUGUCUUUAAGUCUGUGAUUGAUGUGUAUAAUGUGUACCAUCGAGCUGCUGAGGAAAAGAUGCUGAGACCAUUCUCAAGGCAGGUCUUCUCAGAAGAAUUAAGGCAGCAGAACCUCAGUCUUUACCAUCCAAAGAAGGACCAGUGUAAUACCUGCUGCUCCUUCAAGGCUGGUAACUUGUCAGAUAACGAGUGGCAGGUCCACUUGCUUAAAACUGAAGAGGCCUGUGCGGCAAAAUUGCAGGACAAAAAUGAUGCGAGCGAAAAGACCAUGGUUGUCUGCAUGGAUCUGCAAGCCCUCCUCCUUUGCCCCAGAUUUAACUCAUCGGCUCUUUACUAUAAAACAAAACUCGCCGUCCACAACUUUACAAUUUAUGACAUAUCUACACACGACACCACUUGCUAUGUCUGGCAUGAAGGUGAGGGAGCUCUCUCUUCCAGUGAGUUUGCAUCCUGUGUCACCGAUUUCCUCUCUGAGCAUAAGGAGUAUGAGAAGUACAUUUUGUGGAGCGAUAGUUGUGGGAACCAAAACCAUAAUUUGGUGCUCAGCAAUGCUCUUCUGAAGUUUUCCACAGAGAAUGAGAAGGUAGUGAUUCAGAGGUUCCUGGAGAAGGGGCAUACAGAGAUGGAAUGUGACUCAGUGCACACUGUCAUUGAGAGACGUCUGAGAAACCAGGAGAUCUAUGUCCCAGCGCAAUAUGUUGCCCAGAUGAAGAAGGCGUGCUCCAAGCCCAACCCGUAUAAAGUCAAAUAUGUGGACCAUAACUUCUUCCAAGACUUCACCAAACUGAGGCUCUGCAAGUCUAUCCACCCAGGGAUCAAACUUGAUGACUCAUCUGAUAUCAGAGCCAUCAGGUACAACAUUAAUGGCACGAUGGACUUCAAGAUCCAGCACUCGGCUGAUUGGACUCCAUUUUCAAAGCGCCAACAAAUACAACACACCACCUCAGCCACACCUUCAGUCACUCCACUCUAUACAGAGAGCCUGAAGAUAAAGGAGAUGAAAUACAGACACCUCCAAGACCUCAAGGAGAUCAUACCAAAAGACUUCCACAGCUUUUAUGACAAUCUAAAACACUAGGAAACACAAACACGCUCAGUCACUCACUCACAUGCAUACACAAAACAAAACAAAACAAAAUGACAGACUGCUAAUACAUUGUUGGUAGAUGCAUUGCUGUAAUUUUGUGAGAUCAAUUUUUCAAUGGGUGCCAUCCCUUUGAGCGUGCUUCAGGCCAACGGUUCUGUUUAAAUUGUUCAUUUUGCUACUGUGCUUGCAUCAUUAUCCAAUAUAAAUUAAGAGCAAAUUUUCAUUGAUAAUGGACUACAUGUUUUUAACUUCUUAGAACUUGAUUACAUGCACAAUAAUAAAUGCAUUAAAGUAGGUGAAUCUAUCAAGUGUAUAUUACUAUACUAUUAUUAAAGGGGUCAUGAAUUGAGAAAUAAAAAUUUUCUUUGAGCUUUUGACAUAUAA